UGCGGGAGCCCAGGUUUGGAGGAGCGCGCGCCAUGGAAAACGAGGUCUUAGGGGACGACGAGCUGCUGCAGAAGCUCAAGGACAGCCGCCGCCGCUUCCAGAGGCACAUGCAACAGCUGCUCGAGAAGUACAACCAGCCCUUCGAGGAUGCCCCGGUGGUGCAAAUGUCCACGCUGACCUACGAGACGCCCCAAGGAUUGAGAGUUUGGGGUGGAAGGCUAGUAAAGAAGAAGGGCGAAGGCCACAUCCAGGGCUCCGCGGAGGAGACGGCCAGCAGGAUUGAGGGCCCCGUGCAAUCCGCGGCUGGAGGGGACGGGCUGCCCGCGCCCAGCGCUCGGGACCUGGAACUGGAUUCGAAAAGCAGGGACGCCAAUGUCACUCUACACCAGGAGGGUCUGGCUGCCGCAGUCUCGCUGGCUGCAGCGCCCUGGAGCCCUCUGAAGGACGAGCUGAGGAGGAAGUACCUGAGCCAGGCGGACGCGCUGCUGCCGGACGCGGAGUGCGACGACUGUGGAGGUGGAGACGACACGCGUGUGACCCUGGUCUCGCCUCCCAGACCUGCCCACGACAUGACCGUGGUGCUCAGAGAUGACAGCGUGUCCUGGCGAGAGACCAGUGGUCACAGCUUCUCCAGCAGCCAGUCCUUUGCGGCUGCCGACGACGACGACGACGACCUCUGCAACGUGACCGUCAGCGACCUGUACGCGGGCAUGCUGCGCUCCAUGAGCCGGCUGCUGAGCGCCAGGUCCUCGUGCGUCAUCUCCACCAAGACCUUCAUCGUCCGGGCCCGCGCCUCCCGGCGGAGGCCCCGGGGCAAGAGCAGGGCGGAUAGGACGUACUGCCGGGGCAGCAGGCCCCCCUGCAGCGGUCCCCGGGAGAGGCCCGGGCCCCAGCCUGAGCCCGGGAGAGGGGCCGUCGCCCUGAGAGAGUGCCAGAACUUCCAAGGCCUUGCUGGCCAGGGGGCGGGAUUAACAUUGGGAAAAGCUUCUUUUGAAGGGAACAAACUCCAGAUCUGGAAGGAGCUUAAGAGGACACCCCAGAAGCUGUCUUCGUGGCCUCACAGAGACGGCAGUGCCGUGUAUCUGGCUCCCAGGGGCCCCCGCCUCGAUCAGGAAAAUCGGUUGAUGACACUACAGUGGUUAAUUUCUCCUGUGAAAAUCCUUCCCAGACCGAGAGGACUGCAGGGCGAGGGAGGGGGCCAUCCCGGGGACCUCCGAAGCAGGUUUGACAAACUCUAUCAGGAAUACUGUCUAAGCCCCAGGAAGCAGCCGUGCCUGACCUACCCGCCCAGCUCCUCUGGGGUCCGCGUGCACAGGGGGGUUUCAGGGAGCCCCGGCGGCCCCUGGGAAUCGGAAACCCACCGGCCGAGUAGACCUUUCAGCAGAGCCAAAGCCAAGAGUCUGAAUGAAGCUUUCGAAACCCUCAGUCAACAAGCUCUGGAAGCAGGAAGGGGGCUGCCGCAAGGUGCUUCCCCUCCGCCCCUUCCGAAGACCGAGCCAUCGGGCCGCUGGAAGCCACCGUCAGCCAGUCUUCUUCAAGGAAAUGGCCUCGGGACAUUUAGGAAGUCCGCGUCACUCAGCAGAGCUUUCUCAGUCCCCGGGGUGCAGCCCCUGGGCCCUGCGAGAGACCACUACGACGAGAUUAAGGAGAGAUUUGACCGGCUGCACCGCAAGUAUUGCCGGGCAUCGGCUCCGGGGACGGAGGCAUCCUUCUGUCCCGGGGCGCCUCCAGGUACAGCCCGUGUGCAAGUUCAGAGUCAGAAAGCCUUCUCAGGAAAAUUAAAUCCGGACUCUGGCUCCCAGGGGCCCCCGAAGUUGCCGCCGCCGUCACCCCGGCACAGCGUAAGAAGUCCGCUGGGCCCGGGCACAGCUGAGGUCCGCCCGCCCCCGUGGUCAGCGCCGGCGGCCGGGUGCAGCUCCUCCCCCCAGGCGAAGAGACUGCGGCUGUCCGACCCGCGGGCGUGUGGAAGGGGGGCCGACGGCCGGGGUCCCUGUCGCACGGUGGGCGGGGCCGCCCCGGGGCCCAGGGAAGAGGCCCACGGGGAGAAAAGGGAAAAGAAGAGCAUGUCCUUCAGGAUGGAAGAUCGGUGAUUUUGUGUUAGAAAACUCGAAGCUAAACAUCUGUAGUCAACUUAUUUUACAGAGUGUUUUCCCUCUUCCCUCUUAUUCUGUGUGUGUGUGUGUGUGUGUGUGUGUGUUUCAUUCUCAAGAAUAUGUUAGAGCUCGCUUCAGUUUUCUGCCCUUCAAAGCAAAUCUCAGUGGAAUCGGUUUCGUUGAGACGCAUCCGAGUUCUUGGUGACCAAAUUAUUGGAAUAAAGUAGUGCGAUUAGAAGUGUUAAUGUUACGCUUUAGAGAGCUAUUUUGCUCAUGUUUUCUGUGCUAAUUUUAGACAUGCGUGUGUAUUUCCCAUCUCCCUAGAGAAACUGUUUUGCUGUGAAGCCAAAGUUGAAAAAUGUAGCCGCUUGGUCUUUUACGUUCAGACCCGUGGGACUUGGUGCCUUCCAGAUCAGGAGGCUGCAAACUGCAACAUCACUCGCCCAUAAAAAGUCAUUUUCUGGUUCUUAGGGGAAAGCGGGCUGCAUUCCCACAGCCCCGGGACAGUCCCCGAGCGUGCUGGCAGCCGCACGGCGCCCAUGCCGCCUCGGGACCCUUCCUGGCGGAGCGUCUCCAGCAGUGGAAUGUUUUCGGGUGUUCAGGGCGCAGCGACCAAGCCCACACCGAGUGAUUGUUUUAUUGCCACGUGUUGCAGGGUUUUUUAUUUUAAAUAAAGAUUCCAGAUAA
Phyllostomus hastatus (greater spear-nosed bat) is the source of this 2780-nucleotide messenger RNA. RefSeq names its product Holliday junction recognition protein (gene HJURP). Gene Ontology annotation, cellular component: nucleus; chromosome, centromeric region. Lineage: Eukaryota; Metazoa; Chordata; Mammalia; Chiroptera; Phyllostomidae. Gene Ontology annotation, biological process: CENP-A containing chromatin assembly. The record is from RefSeq and is a predicted model, not a curated record. The transcript has 9 exons. Gene Ontology annotation, molecular function: histone binding. Bases 33 to 2090 code for a protein of 685 amino acids.